UCGGGUUGCCUGGUCGGUCCUGGAACUGUGGACUACAGCUCCCAGGCCUUCCUAAGCUCCUACCACACAGGCUCAAAGCCACAAACCAGUAGGAGGUGGCUGUAUUGUAUCUAUUGUAUCCCUUGGCUGGUGCAUUUUUACAAUUCUCUGGACGUGAAAUUGAGAGUGAAAAGCAUGGCAGAUGAACAAGAAAUCAUGUGCAAACUGGAAAGCAUUAAAGAGAUCAGAAAUUUCAGGAACAAGACUUUGCAGAUGGAAAAGAUCAAGGCCCGUUUGAAGGCUGAGUUUGAGGCACUGGAGUCAGAAGAGAGGCACCUAAAAGAAUACAAACAGGAGAUGGAUCUCCUGCUACAGGAGAAGAUGGCCCAUGUGGAGGAACUCCGACUGAUCCAUGCUGAUAUCAAUGUGAUGGAAAACACCAUUAAACAGUCUGAAAAUGACUUAAACAAGUUGCUCGAGUCGACCCGGAGGCUUCAUGAUGAGUAUAAACCACUGAAAGAACAUGUCGAUGCCCUGCGUAUGACAUUGGGCUUGCAAAGGCUUCCUGACUUGUGUGAAGAGGAAGAGAAACUCUCCUUGGAUUACUUUGAGAAGCAGAAAGCAGAAUGGCAGACAGAACCUCAAGAACCCCCCAUACCUGAAUCCCUUGCUGCUGCAGCUGCUGCUGCCCAACAACUCCAAGUGGCCAGGAAGCAGGACACACGACAGACAGCCACCUUCAGACAGCAGCCUCCACCUAUGAAGGCCUGCUUGUCAUGUCACCAGCAGAUUCAUCGAAAUGCACCUAUAUGCCCUCUUUGUAAAGCCAAGAGUCGCUCACGGAACCCCAAAAAGCCAAAACGGAAGCAAGAUGAAUGAAGAGAAGGUGAAGGGCUAGACCUCUGUUGAUCAUAAACCCUCCCCUUGGUCAGAGUGAUAGAGGUCCCGAUUUUCUAAAAUCUACCCUUCCUUGCCCUCCUGAGUUUCUAUUUAAUUUACUGGAAGAAUAACCCCUCUCUCCUUGCUCUUAUUUCUUUCUGCUCUUGGGAUCUCGGGUUCAAGAACAGCUAUAGUUUGGGUGCUAAUGCCUGGGUCUCAUGACCCCUUCUCUCCUGCUCACAUCUCAACUACUGUCCUAGUUUGGAGCUGACUAAGGGGCAAAAGGCUCUCAUUGACUCUUUCUUUUGCUCCUGAGGACUGGAGCCUAAUGAGCUGCAGGGUGUAAGGACUGGAGGAGGUCCAUAUCUUGCUUUAAGAAAAGGCCUCUAUGAUUUCCUCCCCUCUAGUUUUGCCUUAGGUUCUGAAGGGACAACAACUUUAUUUUUGCUGGACAUCCCAGUGGGCUGAAUGCAUAUAUCUCCCCUAUAUUCAGCUCAUCAUUAAAGCCCAGGAGUAACUUAGACAAGUGUUCUUUUUUACAGUAAUUUGUGAGGCUCUGGUGUUGUUCUAUAGUCCCAUCAAAGUCUUCCAGUUAUAUUCAAGUUCUUUCAUACCAGGCAUCUUUAGAUCCCAAGAUCUGUGGGUCUUUCCCUAUACUUUUUUUUGUUCUUUGCUAAUUAGUAGAAAUUCCCCACAGUGAAAUUAGGGAGCCAGGCUCAUGCUACAUGUCUCACCUAGUUCACUGCAAAUACUAGGUCUGAUGGCUAUGGUAUAGAAAUUGCCUUGGGCUGAGAAACCCUUAGCUGAUUUUAGCUUUGAAUUUUGUUUAAAAACCAUCACGCUAAUACCUGCUCAGUGGUAUAUCACUGGGAGGCUAGAAGUGGAUUGACACGAUUGCCAAUCAUUUUAUACAUGUAAGAGGCUAUGACUUUGCUUUUCCAUUCUUUCCUCCCUUUGGGUCUGUAUUCUUUAAUGUAGCCUCAGUUAAGGAAGUCAUUGGUCACUCUUUUUCUGUGGGUUAUGUAGGUGACCUUUCUUACCCCCAAAUGGCACUAAGCUCUUCAAACCCCACAGUGCUCUCAUUUUUAUCAAAGCCAAGUCUCCUAGUCAUGUUACUCUUAGACCUAUGGGAUAACAUCAGGGCUGAGUGAUGAAAAAGAUUUAGCUCCAGGUCUCUAUCCCUGACUGGGGAGAAGAGGGAGAGAUUUAUCCUGUUUUUCUUUAACUUUUGACUUUGAGUCACAAUAAUAUGUGUUCCAAACAUCAAAGAUUCCUCUGCCUUUUGAAAGUAAGUGUUAUGAUAUGAUUUCAUAAAUCCUUUUAAAUAAACAUUCAUUUGUUGGAAUAAG
Molecule: messenger RNA, 2207 nt
Organism: Cricetulus griseus (Chinese hamster)
Lineage: Eukaryota; Metazoa; Chordata; Mammalia; Rodentia; Cricetidae
Source: RefSeq, a predicted model, not a curated record